AUGGCACAACAACUAGGAUCACCUAGAUUAUCUCUAACUGAAAAUCAAACCACGAUCCAAAAUAAUAGAAUUCAGCAAGAGAUUAAUAAUAUUAAACAGUAUUUUCAAAGCCCAGUCACAAUAGCACCUACAAUAAAUGGUAUUGUAGAUUAUCUUAAUAUAAUUUUAGAUGCAGGCAAUAGGUUUGAAAGAUUGGUACUAGAUAUAUAUCCACAGGUGAAUACUCAUGCAAUUAAUGCAGAAAAUCAAGUAGCAAAUUUGCAAACCCAGUUAGCUAAUUCACAAACCCAGUUAGCUGAUUUACAAACCCAGUUAACCGAUUUACAAACCCAGUUAGCUAUGCUCCAAAAUGACUAUAACCUUUUUCACCAAGCUUAUGGGGCCUACAGAACACAACACAAUAUAUUUAAAUCUCAAGAACUUGAUGGUCAAAUUACAAUCUCAGAUGGAGCGACAACCGCACAUUUCUUAAAUCUUACAAGAAAUCGAUAUAUCAAAUGGAAGAGAAAAUGCAAGACUUUAAAAAAUGACCUAUUACUUGCUAAUGUUCAGCUUGAUAUCAAGUGGGCAAACAUGGCAACAAUACAAGAAGUAAUGGCUGUAGUAACUCCCUUAAUUGCACCAAUUCCACAAUAUAUUGGCCAAGAACCUCCAGAAGACUAUGUUAAUAAAAUUAAACAGUUAUAUAAUUAUGGUAGUACAGUAGGUGUUGUGGUGGGCUUUAAUAAUGCUGUAAAAAUCCAGAUUUUAGCUUCAAAAAUGGGAGGAAAAUAUAUACUACCCAAUCCAUUUAAUAAUCAAAUAGGAAUUGCAGUCAAUACACCAGCAUUGUUUUUAGCAUGGCUUAAUACAGAAUAUCAAAGAAACAAUAUCGAAACUUACGAAACAAGAAUCAAACCAUUUUUAUUAGGAGUACCAAUUAAUGAUAACUAUGUAUUAGGAGUGCUUAAAAAUCAAUUACCAACAGAGCUUUACAAUCAAAUGACAAUAGCACCUUCAGCAGAUAUUCCAGCAUUCUUUACAAUAAUUCAACUCCAGUUACAAAAAAAUGUACCUCCACCUUUACAUCCUGGUCAUGAGUACCGACUUGAGGAAUUUCAUAUAAAUAAUUUUAUGUAUGACCAAGCAAGACAGAUGGGAAUUGGAAUAACUCCUACCCCAUUAAGCAAAUUACUAUCUGAAGGGAAAAUAAUUUGUCUAAAGUCUGAAAAAGCCAAAGCCUUACAAGAAAUAAUGGAUUAUGCCAGAUUGGGUCUUGAUAUAGAAGAUGAAAGACCUUACAAUCCAAUGGAAAUUGAUCUUGCUAUUGUUAAUAUUGCAAGAAGAAUUGGAGGAAAUACUAUUAUUCCUACUAUGAAUAUAGUUAAUGCAUCCCAAACUGUUAGAAAAAAGAAACUACCUGUUAGAAAGAGAGUUAUUAAAAAGCUUGUUAGACCCAAGAAUAAACAAGUAAACUUGGUUACCUAUGAAGAAGCAACAGAAGAUCCUAAUAAUGAGGAAGAGGAAGUUUAUGAAGAGAUAGUUUAUGAGGAUGAGGAUAAUGAAAAUGUUGAGUAUAUAGAAGUUGAAGAUAGACCUAAAGAAAUGCUUUGCAAUAAUUCUACUCAAAAAGUUAUUGAGAUUUGUAAAAAAAAUUUUCAAAAUGAGCUUAGAAAUAUUCUUAACGAAUUUAAAACUCUUUUAUCUUCUUAUAAUUUAUUACCAGAAUUAGCAAGCUCUAUGGCUUUAGAUGAAUCUAUGGAUAUUAAUUUGGUAUGUUGUCCUGCUAAUAAUCUUACAACUGCUGAAUAUAGAAUUAAUAAUAUUUUAAUUCCCAAAGCAGUAUUGGAUGGAGGUGCUCAGUGUACUAUAAUAAGUAAAAAACUAGCAAGGCAUCUUGGAUUAAAAAUUGAUACAACCAAUCCUCCAUCUCUCGAGGGAGUUGCCACUGAUGCCAGCUCAUACGGAUGGUGUUAUAAUAUACCGAUUACAUUUACAAAUAGAGCAUUAACAAGAGAUACAGAUUAUACAAUGAUACAUGAUAUAAUAGUUAGUGAUUAUAAUAAAUAUGCUUUGAUUAUUGGCACUAACUGGCUUGAUCUUGCUGGAGAUAAAGUAGACUAUAAAAAGCAUAAAUUUAGAGUUGGCAAUACAUUUGUUCCUAUUUUAGUUCACAGAUCAAAUAUUAAAGUAAACUGCAUAACCACAGAUCAUAACUCAAAAGAUUAUUGCUCUGCAAUAAAAAAAAAAUAA
Molecule: messenger RNA, 2232 nt
Organism: Cetraspora pellucida
Lineage: Eukaryota; Fungi; Glomeromycota; Glomeromycetes; Diversisporales; Gigasporaceae
Source: the annotation of a GenBank genome assembly